Molecule: messenger RNA, 1353 nt
Organism: Durusdinium trenchii
Lineage: Eukaryota; Dinophyceae; Suessiales; Symbiodiniaceae
Source: the annotation of a GenBank genome assembly
AUGUUUGAUUCUGGCUGGGAUGAUGCUUUUGGAGAUGAUGAUGAGUGGCGCGAGAGUGGCGCGAGUGAGAGUGGCGUGAGCCAGAGAGGCACACAGCCAUCCGAUCAGGGUUGGGAAGAUGUCUUCGAGGAGAGUGUCAGUGUAGGAGCAAGAAGCAGUUAUGUUCCCUCACUGGGGGAAGACGCAGUCACGAAACGGAAGCGUGGAAGACCAAAGGGAACAACUGGCAGUGCCAUGCUACGGAAUGCACGGGCUCAAUACAUGGCUCAAGCGGCUCAAGCCGAAGCCGAACAGCCACGGGAGAACCCAAAAGCAGCAGACUUUUUACCUAGAGCCCGUGCUCACAAGGCACGGAAAAGACAACUUCGCUUGGCAGCGGCGCGUGGCGCCGCUUUGUCCACUGGUGCACCGGCAAAUGCUGAAUUCCAGGUUGAUCCUGGGUCCGAUGUGGUUUUGGCACCAGCUUUGUUGCAAAAGACAUCGCCGUUCUGGACAGGGUUGAUCGAGAUUAGCCAUGAUUCUGGGAGCCCUGUUCAGACUGCAAUUGUCUUGGCCGCAAAAUUCAGCAAAGAACAUGGGACUGGCGCCGUUGAUCCUCGCAUAGAACUGUGCUUCAAACCAGGAACACCAUUGAUGACGCAUGCUGCGAAAGGCAGCCUUUUGCACAUGAGCUCUGACAAAUCUGGUCAAAGCAAGUUGUAUUGCAUGAGUCGUAUACCAUAUUUCUCGCAAUGCGCUGCUUCUGCAGCCACCGAAGCAGGUUGCUUGAUGUGGGGCCGCUUUCUGCAGCAAGUUGAGUCAAUGAUUUCCAGCGGCCGCUUUCGUGGUGUGACGCUGAUUGUCAAAAGGCGGUAUGAUGAAACACCGAUGAAAUUGCGCUUGAGCCCUGGACAGACUGAGCAAGGGCUGCAGGCCCGAAAGCAGAAGCAAAUGGAGACCUCUACACAUGCAAAACUGCUCCAAUCAGAGAUGGCAUUGAGCAUGCUGUUGCAGGAAGUCGCAGAAACAUCCAAGCCUCGGUUCUUGCAAAUCCAAGGUCAAGUGCCUUGCAAUCUCCAAAUUAUACAAUCCAACACAGGCGAGUGCUUGAAAGCUGCUACGCUGCAGCAUCUUCAAUGUUUGCCAGGCUUGGACAAGACUUACCAGUAUUUCGAUUGGGUGUUGCAGCAGUCCUCUGUUGACCAGUUUGGUGCCAACGAGAGAGCAGAAAGAAGCCUUCUCCACGACAAGAUGCAGAAAGAAGUCGUUGACACUGCUGACCCGAUGCGUGUGAGCAGAUUCAGCAAAUAUACGUCGCUCAAUCCUUUGCCUUUCAAGCUUUCUAUUUUCUCAGAUGGUAUGGCAUGGCGUUGA